Capronia epimyces CBS 606.96 is the source of this 735-nucleotide messenger RNA. RefSeq lists its product as uncharacterized. The record is from RefSeq and is a predicted model, not a curated record. Gene Ontology annotation, cellular component: cytosol; nucleus. The transcript has 3 exons. Bases 1 to 735 code for a protein of 244 amino acids. Lineage: Eukaryota; Fungi; Ascomycota; Eurotiomycetes; Chaetothyriales; Herpotrichiellaceae.
AUGUCCCUAAGAGUCGCGAUUCUGGAAUGCGGCGUCCCGUCGUCUGAUAUUUUGCGAAGUUGGUAUCCAGGAUAUGGUGCUAUGUUUGAAGAGCUGUUGUGCUCAGAGGAAAAGCCAGAUCUCCAGCUUGUGGUCACGAAAUGGCUGGUCGACCACGACGGAGCAACAUACCCCGAACUCGACGAUGUUGAUGUUAUCUUAAUAUCUGGAUCUAAGCAUUCGGCAUAUCUAGAUGUUUCAUGGAUCAAUCGCCUGGUGGAAUUUACAUCCCAGGCAUUGCGCAGCCCAGCAGUCCGUGUCGUGGGUAUCUGUUUUGGCCAUCAGAUCCUGGGUAGAGCGAUGGGUGCUCCAGUUGAGAAAAACAAACUUGGCUGGGAAGUCUCUGUCUGUGAGAUCGAUUUAAACGCGACAGGGAAACUUCUUUUCAAGAGGGAUAAGCUUUCUCUUCAAUUCUCUCAUCAAGAUAUUGUAUUGUCAUGCCCGGCUCACGUUCAGAACCUGGGAUCCUCGCCGAAAUGCGACAUUCAAGGCUUCUUUUGGCCUGGGAGACUGCUGUCUCUCCAGGGCCAUCCGGAAUUCAAUGAACGAAUCAUGCGGGAGACUCUCAAAAUGAAACAACAAACGUCGUCUCUCACAGAAGACGAGUUUCAAGACGCCAUGAUUCGUGUGGCUCAAAAACAUGACGGCCAUCUUGUCGGUCAGGUGCUAUUGAAGUUCAUGUUGGGGCAGGAAUAA